This is a messenger RNA of Cannabis sativa, 1512 nucleotides long. RefSeq lists its product as uncharacterized. The transcript has a single exon. The record is from RefSeq and is a predicted model, not a curated record. NCBI's taxonomy places the organism in Eukaryota, Viridiplantae, Streptophyta, Magnoliopsida, Rosales, Cannabaceae. Bases 1 to 1512 code for a protein of 503 amino acids.
AUGUCAUCAUCUACAUCUACAAUAUCUAGUGGAUGGCCAAGGUUUGCGGUUGUGAAAUCAGAUUUCAAGAAAACCUACUUGAGACAUAUAACUAAGGAAGAGAGCACAGCAAAGGGAGUGCCACCGACGUCUCUCCUUUCCGAUGGGAACGACAUUACGAGCCCUAAUGUGAAAUUCGAAUUAAUAAGCGCCAAGAAAAAUCCAAAAUGGGUGCACAUAAGGUGCUCCCACAACAACAAAUUCUUGACCAUGCAAGUGGACAAGAAUAAUGUUGAUAACCCGUGGGUCAUCCUUGCGUCCUCUGGCGAACCCAUAGAAAAAGAUUCGCCAGAACAACCAGGUACUUGGUUCCAAGUAACUAAGGAUGGUGAUACUAGUUUCAAAUUUACACAUGUUGCGUCUCAGCGUUGCGCUGCAUUCUACCGUGAAAGCUUGUACGCGGUUUUGGGCAUUCCAGUAGAUGGUGAUGCUAAAAUGACGAAGUUUGAUAUCUUGGAUUGGCAAUCCCUUGUUCUAUUUCCCAAAACCCCAACUGUCGCCUUCCUUGGUCCCAACAACAAAUAUCUCACCCCCUAUGGUGACGAUAGUGUUAUGUUGUUCAACUCGGUUGACAUUACAGAUGUGGGUGUAGCGCAUCAGAUCUUUGUCGUCGGUGAUGGUUAUAUCUGUGUGAAGAACGUUUCCACUGGAACGUUCUGGACGCUUAGCUACAAAAACUGGAUAUAUGCUAUUGUCCAUGACCUCAAGGAUGCUACACUUUUUUGGCCCGUCAAAGUCGCUGACAACACCGUGGCCCUUCUCUAUAAAGAUCCUGUAAGUACCAAGGAUAGAUACACUCAGAUUUUUAGUGAUGAUAACUAUGAGGAUGGUCUUAAUGCCAAUAGUACCAAAAUUACUUCUGUUGCAAAGUUGGUAGUGGUGGAGACCGCCGGGUCUAGGAGUAUCUAUGGAAUCGAUUUUCGGCCAGACGAGGGCAGGAUCUACAAUGUCCAAGCUCUCGAGAAGGCCCAUGCAUCAGCAGAAAACUAUGACGAGAAAGAUGACAACACUCUAAACCUCACGUUUUCCUACAAGACUUCAAGAGCUACUACUUACAGUGCUAGCGGUUCCUUCAAGAUAGGUGUUCAUACAUCUAUAGAAGUUUCAGAAGUACCACUAGUUGCGAAAGAGACUAUUGGAUUUUCAUACGAGUUUACCACGACUAUUGGAUGGGCAUCCACUAAGACAGUCGAAACUGCAACGGAGUCUACUUACACGGUUAAAGUGCCUUCUAAGACUAGAACCACGGUUACUCUUAUAGCGACGCAAGGAAUGUGUGAUGUUCCUUUCUCUUAUACUCAGCGCGAUGUUUUACAUGACGGAAGUGUUAUCAUCCACAAGCUAAAUGACGGCAUUUUCACGGGUUUGAAUACUUUUAACAUGGAUUUCAUAGCCCUAGAGGAAAAGCUACCAACAAAUAAAGAUGAUAAUAAUCCAUCAUCAUCAGUUAAAAAUUGCAUAACUAAAUAUUGA